CUGUCCUUGUUACACACCACUCUAUCCCCAAACCACAACUCCUCUCUCCUCCUUAACACACAUACUCUCCCCCCCUCUAUCUCCACCCUCUACUUCUGCAAUGGCGACCCUGCAGUCACUUGCGUUCUCUUCUCCACUCUCACAAUGUCUGCAGCAACCACGCCUUCAUUCGGGCUUGUUAUGUUGGGGUGUUCAUAGAAGUGCAGAAUCCACAUUCAAUGGCAAGUCUUUGCGCGUGUCUCGUCCCCAGUGGGCGCCAUUAAGACGGUAUACUCAAGCAUCCAGGUCUAUUAAAAUGAUGGUCAAACCGAAAAUUCAGUUCAUCCAAGGGACCGAUGAACAGACAAUACCAGAUGUGAGGCUGACCAAAUCAAAAGACGGUACAAAUGGUGUGGCAAUUUUCAAGUUUGAGCAGCCUUCUGUGUUUGACUCCUCUGGUGAGUUUGGUGACAUCACUGGCUUUUACAUGAUUGACGAAGAAGGGGUACUUUCAUCAGUUGAUGUUAACGCCAAAUUUGUCAACGGAAAGCCUGCAGGAAUAGAAGCAAAGUACAUAAUGCGAACUCCGAGAGAUUGGGACAGAUUCAUGAGAUUCAUGGAACGCUAUGCAAAUGACAAUGGCUUGAGUUUCAUAAAAAAUUGAGGCAAUGUAUAUCCUUAUCUGUUGUCUUACUCGGAAAUCUUAUUAAUCCACACGUGUCCUGUAAUGCAAGUACAGCAUCGUCCUUCUGAUUCAACCAAUUUUUCUGCUCUUAAUUGAGAAUUCUGUCAGUACUCUGUAUUUUGAGUUAUAGAGGUGAGAAAGCCCAAAUUUCAAAGCCUUAUUUCUUUUAAUUACUCUGUUGUAAUUUGAAGAAUGAUACGAUGAAGGUAACAGAUUAGAUGAUCCA
Molecule: messenger RNA, 890 nt
Organism: Pyrus x bretschneideri (Chinese white pear)
Lineage: Eukaryota; Viridiplantae; Streptophyta; Magnoliopsida; Rosales; Rosaceae
Product: photosystem II reaction center PSB28 protein, chloroplastic-like
Exons: 2
Coding region: 101-643 (180 amino acids)
Biological process (GO): photosynthesis
Cellular component (GO): photosystem II oxygen evolving complex; chloroplast thylakoid membrane; photosystem II
Source: RefSeq, a predicted model, not a curated record